GUAGAUCUAGAGAUCAUCAGGAUGGCUUUACAACAUGACCUCCCAGCACACUGAUAGUGCUGCUCAUGUCUCACAAGUAAAUAUAGAAGACUAUUAAUAGCUUCUCAUACACACAUACAGCAAAACAGCUGCUCAGUGACCAAGCAAAGACUCCGUACAAACAAACCAAGAUCUUCAAAUCAAACCCUGACUUUAAAGGACACGUAAAGGUAAAAACUUAAGUUCAGAACUGGUUUGUACUACAAAUGAACUUGUGUAGACAUUCCUCAUUGUUUUAAGCGGAAUGGGAGAUUUUCAAAACUUUGAACAAGACUUCUAUCAGUCUGGAUAUUAUAUGAAUGUUCAGCAGGAGGAUGUAUAUGGCUAUGAUGCAGCCUACGUCAAUCCAGACUACCAUGAAGUUGAUAAUUCCACACAUUUAGCAGAUGAAUAUACCACUACAGCAUCUUAUACUGGACAGUUGUAUCAGCCUGUAGUGCCACUGGAGCAAACAGAAUAUAUAGACUCAUAUGAGGAAGAACCACCGCUCUUGGAAGAGUUGGGCAUUAACUUUGACCAUAUCUGGCAGAAGACUCUGACUGUGUUAAAUCCACUGAAGCCCGCUGAUGGCAGUAUUAUGAAUGAGACAGACCUCACUGGGCCUGUUCUCUUCUGCAUAGCUCUGGGAGCCACACUAUUGAUGGCAGGGAAAGCACACUUUGGGUAUGUGUAUGGCAUCAGUGCUCUGGGAUGUGUUGGGAUGUACAUGCUGUUGAACCUGAUGAGCAGUUACAGCAUAUCCUGUGGAUGUGUGGCGAGUAUGCUGGGAUACUGUCUCCUGCCAAUGGUGGGACUCUCUGCCUUUGCUGUUCUUUAUUCCCUUCAGGGGCUCUCGGGAACACUGCUGGCCUUAUUUGUGAUUGGCUGGUGCAGUCUAUCAGCUUCUAAGAUCUUCAGUUCCACUCUUGACAUGAGUGGACAGCAGCUGCUGGUGGCCUAUCCCUGCGCUCUUCUGUACGGGGUCUUCGCCCUCCUUACUGUCUUCUGAAAUCUCAAAUACUAUCACUCUAAGAGCAGAUGAAAAUACAGUUCGAACAUAAUUCACAGUGUUUGUCAAAGUCGUGGCAAAUCAGAGUUACUGGAUAUUUUUGUCACAUGAAUAAAAAACAAAAUUCUGAAAAAAAAACUUUAAGAGCUGGGUUAGCAAAAUCAUUUUUGAUAUCGGAAUGCAUGCAUGAUCUGAUAGUGGAUGAAUCAUAAUUUAUUAUUCCAAAAAUUAUUAACAAAAAUAAAAAGGUUGGUGUGACUUUUUAUUUUAGUUUAUUGCAUUAAAAUGUAAGAGAUGUAUAAAACUUGAUUAC
Molecule: messenger RNA, 1340 nt
Organism: Cyprinus carpio (common carp)
Lineage: Eukaryota; Metazoa; Chordata; Actinopteri; Cypriniformes; Cyprinidae
Product: protein YIPF7-like
Biological process (GO): vesicle fusion with Golgi apparatus; endoplasmic reticulum to Golgi vesicle-mediated transport
Cellular component (GO): trans-Golgi network
Source: RefSeq, a predicted model, not a curated record